This is a messenger RNA of Ornithorhynchus anatinus (platypus), 1970 nucleotides long. It is a transcript of the gene INTS14, whose product is annotated as integrator complex subunit 14. Gene Ontology annotation, biological process: snRNA 3'-end processing. Bases 208 to 1761 code for a protein of 517 amino acids. The record is from RefSeq and is a predicted model, not a curated record. Gene Ontology annotation, cellular component: integrator complex. NCBI's taxonomy places the organism in Eukaryota, Metazoa, Chordata, Mammalia, Monotremata, Ornithorhynchidae. The transcript is spliced from 12 exons.
CGGACGGACCCGGUCUCCCUAGAAGCCGCGCCCAGGUUCGUGCGGGCUGCGCCACGGCGUCCCCGGGGCCGGUUUUCGCGGGUGGAAUGCGUCGCUCGUGGGGGAAGGUUUGAGCGGACGGACGGCGGCUCCCCCGAGGGAAGCUCCGUCCCGCCCGCGCCCCCCUCGCCCCGCCGACCUCCCGGGAGGCGAGCCAACGCGGCCGCCAUGCCGACCGUGGUGGUCAUGGACGUGUCGCUGUCGAUGACGCGGCCCGUGACGGCGGAGGGCUCGGAGGACUACCAGCGGAAGCACCUGGCCGUCCACGGCCUCACCAUGCUGUUCGAGCACAUGGCCACCAACUACAAGCUGGAGUUCACCGCGCUCGUCGUCUUCUCCUCCCUCUGGGAGCUCAUGGUCCCUUUCACGAGGGACUACAACACCCUUCAGGAAGCCCUGAGCAACAUGGACGACUACGAUAAAACCUGCUUGGAGUCGGCCCUGCUUGGCGUCUGCAACGUCGUCCAGCAAGAGUGGGGAGGCGCCAUCCCCUGCCAGGUCGUUCUGGUAACGGACGGGUGUCUGGGGAUCGGGAGGGGCUCCCUCCGGCACUCGCUGGCCGCGCACAAUCCGCGGAGCGACAGCGGCAGGUUUCCUCUGCCUUUCCCCUUCCCCUCCAAGCUGUACAUCAUGUGCAUGGCCAACCUGGAAGAGCUGCAGAGCUCGGAAUCCCUAGAUUGCCUCGAGCAGCUCAUAGACCUGAACAACGGCGAAGGGCAGAUUUUCACCAUCGACGGCCCCCUGUGCCUGAAGAACGUCCAGUCCAUGUUUGGGAAGCUGAUCGACGUGGCGUACACGCCCUUCCACGCGGUCCUCAAGUGCGGCCACUUGACGUCGGACGUGCAGGCCUUCCCCAGGCCGGAACCCUUCGUCGUAGACGAGGAAAUCGACCCCGUCCCGAAGACCAUUAACACGGAUCUGGAAAUAGUGGGCUUCGUCGACAUAGCGGACAUCUCGAGCCCCCCCGUCCUCUCCAGGCACUUGAUCCUGCCCAUAGCGCUUAACAAAGAAGGCGACGAGGUGGGGACCGGUCUGACCGACGACGUCGAAGACGAAAAUUCGGCCAAUCAGAUCGCGGGCAAGAUCCCCAACUUCUGCGUCCUGCUGCACGGCAGCCUGAAAGUGGAAGGAAUGGUGGCCAUCGUUCAGCUGGGGCCCGAGUGGCACGGGAUGCUGUACUCGCAGGCGGACAGCAAGAAGAAAUCCAACCUCAUGAUGUCCCUGUUCGAGCCCGGCCCGGGGCCUCUGCCGUGGCUGGGGAAGAUGGCCCAGCUGGGGCCCAUCUCGGACGCCAAAGAGAACCCGUACGGCGAAGACGACAACAAGAGUCCCUUUCCCCUGCAGCCCAAGAACAAGCGCAGCUACGCCCAGAACGUCACCGUGUGGAUCAAGCCCAGCGGCCUGCAGACUGACGUCCAGAAGAUUCUGAGAAAUGCAAGGAAACUCCCGGAAAAAACCCAGACCUUCUAUAAGGAGCUGAAUCGCUUGCGCAAGGCAGCCCUGGCCCUGGGCUUCCUGGACCUGCUGAAGGGCGUGGCGGACAUGCUGGAGCGCGAGUGCACCCUCCUGCCCGACACGGCCCACCCCGACGCCGCCUUCCAGCUGACCCACGCCGCCCAGCAGCUCAAGCUGGCCGCCGGCCCCGCGGACCCCGCCGCCUACGACCGCAACAUCGCCCCGCUCCAGACCGACUUCUCCGGCGGCGGCUCCGACCGCCUGUAGAGCCGCCCCGCGCUCCGCCGGACCCUUCCCCUCUGGGGGGGGGGGGGGGGGUCGCCGCGCCAGGAGAGCCGGGCCCCGGAGAGAAGGGCCCCGCUCCGGACGAACGCUCCUCGAAGCCGACGACCACGGGGCGGGCGCCCCGGGGUUCUCCGGCGGAUCCCGUUUCAACGGAGCAAUAAAAUGCCCGGUUUUACGGAGCAGGUCCCCGA